AUGGCUUCUUUGUUCGCCGGCUGGGAGGAUGCAGACGAAAAUGGGCAAGCAGCAGAUACACCCCAAACCCCCUCCAUAUACACUGAAAUGCGGCUGCGGGGAGUAAUAAAGACACCAGAAGAAUACAAAAAACUUGUGGCCUUCUGCAGCAGCACAGCUGACGGUGUAUGGACAUGCGGAAGCGUGCAGAGACACCGCAAGAGCGUCCUCUACUACAGAGACCAGGGCGUUCUCGUGGGAGGGCUGCAGGCCAGGAGAGCAGCAGAAGUGCAGCAAGUUGUUGCAGUGGAAACCACCCAAGCCAUGCGGGGCCUUUUGGGGGCUCUUGGCUUCAGGCGGGUUGGCUCUGUCCACGUGAAGGCCGACGUUUUCCACUUCAAGCCAAAGACAGGCAGACACGUUGUGCUGCUGCUGCAGCAGCACUUCCUCGAUCGGGCCCACCAGCGGCCGCUGUGGGGCGAGAACAGCUGCUGGCUCGUCGAGCUGCAUGCACGGCGCAGCAGCGAAGCAGCAAUUGCUGCAGCAGAAGCAGCACUGACUGCUGUUGCAGAGGCCCUGCAGCCAAUCGUCACGCUGCGCAAAGUCGACCCAAAGGAUUACGCGGAGGCCGAAAGCCGGGCGAUGCAAGCAGCUGCCGUAUGA
This is a messenger RNA of Eimeria necatrix, 642 nucleotides long. RefSeq lists its product as hypothetical. The record is from RefSeq and is a predicted model, not a curated record. NCBI's taxonomy places the organism in Eukaryota, Apicomplexa, Conoidasida, Eucoccidiorida, Eimeriidae. The transcript is spliced from 7 exons. Bases 1 to 642 code for a protein of 213 amino acids.